UGCGCCACUGACACCCGCCUGCCCUGAAGGAACCCAAGCAGAGGAACGGGCGUAACGAAAGAUUUUACAGCUGGAAAUUCUUACAGGCGGAUAAAUACACAGUUAGAUGGUAAAAAGCUGAAAUGCCCCAGAACCGCGUAGAAAACGAGGACGAUACGAGGGCGGAUCUCCUGCGGGGCUUCACUCCAUCUCUGCGCUCCGUGUGAGGGGACACGCCGAGCGGCUGAGGGGCAAACGGAGAACUGGAGAGGAGGAGAAAAUGCUCAAAGUUUGUCCGCGUCGUGUGGAAGUGCCACCCCGCAAAGCGCCGUCCCGCAUCAGCUGCAGAAAAUUAGCAUGAAUUGAACGAAGAAUGCAUGUCGUUUGGGAGAUAUCUGUGAUUCUGCAAACAUAUAUCAUCUGCACGUCAUCAGCUCAGGCUAUUACAUCCAAGCUUGAUGAGAGUUGGUGGGCGUACAAGGAUGUUGUCCAGGAAAGCUUUGUUCCAGUCCCAUCCUUCUGGGGUUUGGUGAACUCAGCCUGGAACCUGUGCACCAUAGGGAAGAGGCAGUCUCCAAUCGACAUCGAAACCAGCCACAUGAUCUUUGACCCUUACCUGACCCCUUUGAGGCUCAACAUGGCAGGACGCAAGAUGGGAGGCACCAUGUACAACACAGGGAAGCAUGUGUCCCUGCGGCCCGACAAAGCCCACCUGGUGAACAUCUCGGGGGGCCCGCUGGGUUACAGCUACCGGCUGGAAGAGGUCCGCCUCCACUUUGGGAGCGAGGACUCCCAGGGUUCCGAACAUCUCCUCAAUGGGCAGGGUUUUCCUGGAGAGGUCCAGCUGAUUCAUUAUAACCAAGAUCUGUACGCCAACUACACUGAGGCAUCUAAGAGCCCUCAUGGCAUCGCCGUGGUCUCCAUAUUCAUUAAGCUCUCUGAAAACAACAACGCCUUCCUCAACCGAAUGCUCAAUAGAGACACAAUCACCAGAAUCAACUACAAACAUGAUGCGUUCUUAUUGAUGGGCCUGAACAUAGCGGACCUCUACCCUGACACCACACGCUACAUCACUUACGAGGGCUCCAUCACCAUCCCUCCCUGCUAUGAGACAUCCACAUGGAUACUGAUCAACAAGCCCGUCUACGUGACCCAGAUGCAGAUGCACUCCCUGCGCCUACUCAGCCAGAACGAGCCUUACAAGAUCUUCAUGAGUAUGAGCGACAACACCCGGCCCACCCAGCCUCUGCUGCAGCGUUGCAUCCGGACCAACAUCAACUUCAGCAAGCAGGGCCGCGACUGCCCGAACAACCGCGCCCUCCGCCCGCAAUACAGAGUGAAUCAGUGGCUCCUGAAAUAG
Molecule: messenger RNA, 1339 nt
Organism: Pleuronectes platessa (European plaice)
Lineage: Eukaryota; Metazoa; Chordata; Actinopteri; Pleuronectiformes; Pleuronectidae
Product: carbonic anhydrase-related protein 10
Exons: 9
Coding region: 353-1339 (328 amino acids)
Molecular function (GO): zinc ion binding; carbonate dehydratase activity
Source: RefSeq, a predicted model, not a curated record